AUGGAGGAUAAAAAGCAGACGAGUUUCACGUUUGAGAUAGAUAACUUUUCAGAGAAGGAAGCUGGGAGACGGUCACCUCAAUUCUUGGCAGGCGGCUGCGAAUGGUAUAUUCAAGUUUAUUCCAAUGGAGAGCUUGUUGAUGAUCACUUGUCUAUGUACUUAGGUGUAGCGAAUCCUGAAUCAUUGAGACUUGGAUGGAAAAGACGAGCUAGUUUUUCCUUCCUUCUGCUGAAUCAAUCAGGCAAAGAGCUCUAUAGAACAAAAGAACUGUGCGCAUUGUUCUGCGAUCAGUUAACCACAGCAUGGGGUCGGUCAAAGGCCUUGCCUCUUAAAAAGCUUCAAGAAAAAGGGUUUCUGGAGAAUAAAAAACUGAUCGUUAAAGUGGAAGUAAAAGUAAUCGAAGUCGUUGAUGAAGCAGAAGAAGUAACAAGGAAGAAGAUGCUAGAUGUGCAAGGUUUCAAAGUUCUUCAUUCUCAGGCUGUUCUAGUAAGUAGGCUUUUCGAGAAGCAUCCGGACAUUGCGGUAAAUUUCAAACCAAAGAACCAACAAGUGAAGACAACAUACAUGAUAUUCCUCCUACAUCUCAUCGAGACAUUGAAAAAACGUCCACAUAGCAUCUCUGAGACUGAGAUAUGGAUCGCUGGCAACGAGUUGAUCGUGCUUACAGAAGCAGGCUUCGAGCUAGAUUGGUUGAAGACAAAGCUUCAUAACAUUUCAUUUAAGAGGAUGUUAUCAUAUGAUAAUGUUUCUAGAGUCCAAGAAUUCGAAAAUCAAGUCAAGAAUCUCAAAGCUGAAGUUUCAUUGGAGAGGAAGACGACAACAUAUGAUAAUUGUUCAAGAGUCCAAAAACUCGAAAAACAAGUCAAGAAUCUCACAGCUGAACUGAACAUCGAGAAGGAAAAAUCUGCCACUUAUGCUACUAAAGUGUAUGCCUUAGAAAAGACCGUGUCGGAUAUCAUUGAGUUGAGUUCAACAAGAAGUGGAACUCAGAGCAGGUCUGAUCUUGGGGAUUUCAAAACUAGCACUAUAUAUGUUUCUGGUACUCAUGAGUCUCGUCAAUGA
Messenger RNA from Brassica rapa (field mustard), 1062 nucleotides. Its product is annotated as MATH domain and coiled-coil domain-containing protein At2g42470-like. Gene Ontology annotation, molecular function: protein binding. The record is from RefSeq and is a predicted model, not a curated record. Lineage: Eukaryota; Viridiplantae; Streptophyta; Magnoliopsida; Brassicales; Brassicaceae.